Messenger RNA from Dermatophagoides farinae (American house dust mite), 1180 nucleotides. Its product is annotated as putative quinone oxidoreductase. Gene Ontology annotation, molecular function: oxidoreductase activity; zinc ion binding. The record is from RefSeq and is a predicted model, not a curated record. NCBI's taxonomy places the organism in Eukaryota, Metazoa, Arthropoda, Arachnida, Sarcoptiformes, Pyroglyphidae. Gene Ontology annotation, cellular component: mitochondrion.
CUAAUUUUGUGUUUUUAUUUUGGUUUAUUAAAAAUAAUAAUAAAACAAAACAACAAUGUAUAAAAAACUACAAGUUUUUACUAAAACAACAAAUUUUCGUCAAGCAACCAAAUUGGUUGAAUGUCCAUUGGUCAAACCGAAUGAUGAAGAAAUUCGUGUAAAAAAUAUCUAUGCUGGUGUCAAUGCUACUGAUAUUAAUAUAACGGCUGCACGUUAUUUUACCGAUGGUAAAUUACCAUUCGAUAUUGGAUUAGAAGCAUUGGGUAUUGUUGAUGAAAUUGGUUCGAAUGUAACAACAACAUUGAAAAAAGGACAACCAGUUCUGGCAUUGAAUGGAGCUGGAUUCUCUGAAUAUGUUUAUUCAUCGCCAAAACAUUUGAUACCAUUACCAGAACUUAAACCUGAUUAUUUGGUUACAUAUGUUAAUGGAUUAACAGCUUCAAUUGCAUUGGAUAAAGCUGGCCAUAUAAAAGCUGGUGAUAAAGUAUUGGUUACAGCUGCUGCCGGUGGUACUGGACAAAUUGUUGUACAAUGGGCUAAACAUCGUGGUGCAUAUGUCAUUGCUAUGACAUCUUCGGAAAAGAAAGCUGAAUAUCUAAAAAAAUUGGGUGCUGAUUUUAUUAUCAAUUAUAAGACCGAUAAUAUUGAUCAAGUAUUGAGUGAAAAAUUUCCCGAUGGUAUUGAUGUCGUAUGGGAAACGAUCGGUGGUGAUGUAUUCAGCACAUUAUUCAAACAUUUAGCCAUCAAAGGUCGAAUGGUAUUGAUUGGUAGUAUUACCACUUAUAGUGGUGAUCAAGGUCAUGGUUUUGUCGAUGUUUCAAUUCCAAAUUUACAUACAAAAUUGGUUAUGCGAUCACUUUCAUUGACCGGUUUCAUGUUGAUGAAUUAUAGGGAACAUUUCCAGGAAUAUUUUGGUCAAUUAAUUCCAAAAGUACAUAAAGGUGAAAUUAAAGUAGCCGUUGAUCUUGGUGAACAAACAUCGGAAGGUAAAUUUUUCGGCUUAGAACAAGUGGUUCGUGCCGAAGAGCAUUUACAUGGUGGAAAAAAUCUUGGCAAAGUAGUCGUUCAGAUCCAGGAACCAUAAACCAUCUAAUAUAUCGGAUGUGUGCAAAUUGAUUUUGUUUUGAUCUAAUCUAAAAAAGAAAAUGUUCCAGAAUGAAAAAUUUUUUUUUUCAAAUAA